Molecule: messenger RNA, 660 nt
Organism: Peronospora belbahrii
Lineage: Eukaryota; Oomycota; Peronosporomycetes; Peronosporales; Peronosporaceae
Source: the annotation of a GenBank genome assembly
AUGACAUCUUUAAGCGCUCUACUCGUUGUUGGUCUGGCCUUCAGUACCACUGUUCGCGCAGAAAUGUGCUCUACACCCGAGUGGGUGACAAUCUCUAGCAGCCCGUAUCUACAAGGAUGCACAUCAGACGUAGGCUUUGGCAGCUUUGUAGCCGUUUCGACAUUGACAGACGAGAAGGUCAAGGCCAUUUGCGCUAAUAGUGAUUGCGUGGCGCUCAUAAACGACAUAAGGACGAUGGGUUUCGGUGACUGCAUCAUUCCAGACACCGACAUGUCGCUGGAAAAGGACAUUCUUGACCCUUUUGAGGAAGCAUGCAGCGCACACACAUCGGUCAGCAGUGCUGCCUCCGCUUCGAGUGCGAACAGCAUUGCUUCAGCGUUCUCUAUCUCUUGGGUAUCUACUCUUGCGUUUGUGGUGGCUGCACUAGCGUUAGAUAUUUUGGACAUCAGUGCAAGCGCGGACGAUGCGUGUACCAAGACGGAUAUGCUAGGCAUAUCGACAAGCCCUUUCAUAGCGGAAUGCAUGUCAGAUGUGGGAUCCCGUGACGCGACAGACUUGCAAGAUACCUUUAGACUGAAAGCGUGCAUUGCACGAGUAUCAGCUGCUGCUUCACAUGUCACGGGGAUAACGACGGUGACGAUUCCCACGACGUUACGAUAA